Molecule: messenger RNA, 2121 nt
Organism: Vanessa atalanta (red admiral)
Lineage: Eukaryota; Metazoa; Arthropoda; Insecta; Lepidoptera; Nymphalidae
Product: alpha-protein kinase 1
Exons: 10
Coding region: 76-2061 (661 amino acids)
Biological process (GO): regulation of transcription by RNA polymerase II
Cellular component (GO): nucleus
Molecular function (GO): zinc ion binding; DNA-binding transcription factor activity, RNA polymerase II-specific; sequence-specific DNA binding
Source: RefSeq, a predicted model, not a curated record
GGCGGCGCGACGCCUCCCCGAGAUCCCGCGACAUGCGUUGAUGUCUCCCGCCACCCGACAACCACCGCCGUAUACAUGGACAACUCCUGCCUCCUCGACCUCCUCAUCAGGUGCUUCGCGAUGACCGAGCCCGAGGACCUCAACUUCACCGCGUUCACCGACCUCUGCCGCCUCUGCUCGCUCAAGAGCGGGCCUCGCCUUCACAUAUUCGACAAGGAGUCGGAGCAGCGACAGAUUCUUUUCAAACUACGGACCUGCCUGCCGACUAUGCAGAUAUCGAAGGACGACUUCCUGCCAAAGAAGAUCUGCGAGCGGUGUGUAACGAGGUUAGAACAACUAUAUGAGUGGCGUCAGAGCUGUCUCAAUACCGACUCGGUGCUGCGGAACUAUGCUGAGUCUAUGAGGAUCGUUACUUCUACUAUUAAUUUUCAGGAUGGCACGGUCAACAUGGAUAAGAUGACAGAAGCACAAAAAACCGCGUAUUUGGAGGCACAUGUAGCGGUACAACAACAUAUGGCUCAAGCUGCAGCUGCUGCUAGGCGCGAGCAACAACAACAACAACAGCAGCAGCAGCAGCAGCAACAGCAGCAACAACAACAGCAGCAGCAGCAACAGCAGCAACAACAGCAGCAGCAACAGCAACAGCAGCAACAGCAACAGCAGCAACAGCAACAACAGCAGCAGCAACAACAGCAACAACAACAGCAGCAACACCAUCAACAACAGCAACAGCAAUCAAAUAACUCCAAUAACACCUCGCGACAUCAUCAAGAAAUGCAACAGGCACAAAGUAACACACACCCCGGCCACCCGUCUCCACCAACAGUUAGUUCAACCCAACAUCACUAUGCAACCAUUAAUUCUCCAAUCAAAGUUCCGCAAGUAAGCUCCAGCACGGGUGGUCCAGAUUCCACAUUCACAGUUCCAGAUGAUGUUGGGAUGGGAUUUGAAGGAGGAGUGCGAGUGCUACAAAGCCUUGGAAAUUGGUCGCCAGAAGUAACAAAUAAUAUUCCUCGACCAAAUUUGAUUCCCUUCACGGAACCAUACGCCGAAGGUGGAUCAAUGCAUCCGGGAACACGCUUGAAAGCGCUUCAGGGUACCGCUGUAAGAAAACAUCCAGCUAUUAAACCGACCAGCUCAACUAACGACGGAAACAAAGCAUUCGAGUGUACUGUAUGCGGCAAAGGUUUAGCACGUAAAGACAAGUUAACAAUACAUAUGAGGAUACAUACUGGUGAAAAGCCGUACGUUUGUGAAGUUUGCAAUAAAGCGUUUGCGAGAAGGGAUAAACUGGUCCUGCACAUGAAUAAGUUAAAACAUAUAACGCCUUCAAACAUAGCACCUUUGGAUACAAAGCCUAGUCAAGCAGAAAUCGCAGCGGUAGCUCAGCAACAACAACAACAACAACAGCAGCAGCAGCAACAGCAACAGCAGCAGCAGCAGCAACAGCAACAACAUUCCCACCAGCAGCCGAUUCAGGUCUGCCAGGUACCGGGACACAACUUUACGAAUUCAAAUCUAGUUCAUACAAGUGCUGCAACUGCUGCAGUAGCGGCUGCUACUGCGGGCAUGGUGGUAUCGUGGUCUUGCGAGCUCUGCGGUCGACUCUUCGCAACAAGAGAUGAAUGGAGUGCUCAUGCCAAAUCACAUCUACCAGAUACUAAAUUACUCCAAGAUAAAAUGCAACAGGCCUCACAACAUCAGCAGCAAGAAAAAGUCCACCUGACAAAUCAAGAAAAACUACAAUUACUUCACCAUCACAACCAGAACCAGCAGAUUUUGAAUGGACACGGUAUAGCUACAGCUUCAGUAUCUACAGCUACUGUGGUGAAUGAAGGUGGCGGCGGAGGUGCUUACUUCACACAUGGGCACACACACUACGCGCCGGAGCGGCAGCACACACACGCACACCAUCUGUGUCUCAUGUGUCGUCAGGAGUUCGCUGGGAAAGCGGAGUUCAUGUUCCAUGUAAGAGGGCAUUUCGAAGGUAAAGUGAGUGAUAUAGCAGCGGCCGACGUGUUGGCGCGUUCUCUCGUCGAUAACUCGGGCCUGUGUACCUGAGCCACGCCUACGCCCCUCGGCGCAUUUCAGUCAGAUGUUUGCGGCAAGGGCGUCUUGCAA